Messenger RNA from Pseudocercospora fijiensis CIRAD86, 4037 nucleotides. RefSeq lists its product as uncharacterized. NCBI's taxonomy places the organism in Eukaryota, Fungi, Ascomycota, Dothideomycetes, Mycosphaerellales, Mycosphaerellaceae. The transcript has 2 exons. Gene Ontology annotation, cellular component: chromosome; nucleus; cohesin complex. Gene Ontology annotation, biological process: sister chromatid cohesion. Bases 1 to 3798 code for a protein of 1265 amino acids. Gene Ontology annotation, molecular function: protein binding; ATP binding; ATP hydrolysis activity. The record is from RefSeq and is a predicted model, not a curated record.
AUGGGCAAGCUCCUCGCGCUCGAGCUGUACAAUUUCAAGUCGUACCGCGGCCACCAUGUCCUCCAAUUCGGCGACAGCUACUUCACCUCCAUCAUUGGUCCCAAUGGAUCCGGCAAGUCCAACUCCAUGGACGCGAUUUCUUUCGUGCUGGGAAUCAAGUCAUCGCAUCUCCGCUCCACCCACCUCAAGGACCUAGUCUACCGCGGCCGUGUUAUGAAAAGCGCCAAGAUCAACGCAGAUGGCACAGUCGCAGAAGAGAUUCCAAAUGGACAUGCCAAUGAUGAUGCGGAUGGCGGCGCGUCUGACGAAGAGGAGAUCGAUAUGCCUCAAAGUCAGCGCAAUGACCCCCAGACCGCAUGGGUUAUGGCUGUAUAUGAAGAUGAUGCCGGCGAGGAGCAGCGAUGGAAGCGAAGCAUCAACGCAGCGGGUCAGUCCGAAUAUCGCAUCAACAACAAGCCAGUCACUGCGAAAGCAUACAACGAGUCGCUGGAAGCGGAGAACAUCCUCAUCAAGGCACGCAACUUUCUCGUCUUCCAAGGUGACGUUGAAGCCAUUGCUGCACAGUCACCGAAGGAUCUCACACGUCUCAUUGAGCAGAUCAGUGGCUCACUCGAGCACAAGGCCGACUAUGAGCGGUUGAAAGCAGAGGCCGAGCGAGCGGACGAGGACAUGCGUUACAAAAUGAAGAAUCGCCAGGGUAUCAAUCACGAGAUCAGAGAAUAUCAAAAGCAGAAAGAGGAGCUAGACAAGUAUGAGCAAACUCGAGACGAGAAAGAUGAGGCUGUCAUCACGCACAUUCUGUGGAAGCUCUUCCACUUCCAGCGCACAAUUGACGAGAGUACUGCCGAAAUCGCAAAGCAUCAGGCAGAGUUGAAGGAGUAUCGGCGCAGCGUGCAAAAGUAUCAAGAUAGGCUGGACGCUGUCAAGACCGAGCAAGCUAAAGCGGGUCGCGAGGUCAGCAAGUGCGAGCGUGAGAUCAAGCGCAAGGAGAAAGAGGUGGAAGAGAAGGAGAAUCAACUCAUUCCCAUUGACGAGAAGCUGUCGAUCCAUGCGAACAAUAUGAAGGCAUACAAGACCAAGCUUGCCUCCAUCACCGAAGAGCGUGACGGCAUGAGGCAAGAGCUCGAAAAGAGGGAGAAAGAGCUUCAGACUGUUCAGAAAGCACAGAAGCGGUGGGAGGAGAAGUGGCACGCCGAGCAGCAGAAUGCCGGUCGAGAGUUGACAGCACAAGACCUGUCAGAGUAUGAUCGUCUGCGUAGAGAAGUCUACAAGCGCACUGCUGGCGACCAGAACAAAGUGGACAACAUUACGCGCCAGCUGAAAACCGAUGAAGAGACGGUUGCCUCACUGAAAUCUAAGGUGGACAGCACCGAAGCGACAGUGAACAGUCUGCAAGACGAGAUUGGCGGUUUGGAACAUCGACGUGGCGACCUGCAAAAGGCCAUCAAGUCGACUGGCAAAGAGAUCGAUUCCAAGAAGGUCGCAAUCAAUGCCAUCAUCAGUGAUCGAGAUCGUACCGACCAGAAGCGCCGCGAAUUGGAAGAGAAGCUCUUUCAAGCCCUUACGAAACUGGGCGACGCUCAAGGAUACCAGCGAGAGACACAGAAGGAAGCUGCUCAGUCAGAGAUGAUUCGACAACUGCGACAAAUUUAUCCUGGUGUCAAGGGUCAACUAGGCAGACAAUGCCGACCAAAGCAGAAAAAGUACGAGACUGCUGUGUCGACCGUGCUCGGUCGCCAUUACGAUUCCGUCAUUGUCGAUUCGGAGAAGACUGCAAGAGAGUGUAUCAAAUAUCUCAAGGACGCAAAGCUUGGACUGAUCACAUUCAUUCCGCUGGACACGAUCAUUCACAAGCAAGCUAACGCCAAUCUGCGUGGGAUGCAUCCAGGCAUGCGUCUGGCCAUUGACACAAUCGACUACGAUACCAACUUGGAGCGAGCCAUGAGCUUCGCUUGUGGUAAUGCUAUCGUGUGUGACAACAUCGGGAUCGCAAAGACCUUGGUAUACCAACGUGGCGUCGAUGCCAAAGCUGUCGCUCUGGACGGCACAGUCAUUCACAAGGGUGGUAACAUUACAGGUGGUGAUGGUCCCGGUGACAAGAAGCGGAAAUUUGACGAUGCUGAAGUGGACAACCUCAAACAGCUCGUGGAGAAAUUCAGAGGCGACAUUGAAGCGCUGCCGAAAGGACACAAACGACAGGCAGAUGAAGAGCAGCUUCGAUCUGAAAUCGAUGGCCUGGAAGCCAAGCUAAAAUAUGACCGGGAUGAGCUGCAGACCAUCGAGCGCAACCUGGCGAGCAAGAACAAGGAGCUGAAGUAUCACAGGUCGCAGCUGGCGCAAAUCAAGCCUCAGUAUGAAGAGCAGGCGCGUGGCGUGGAGACUCUGCGUGAGACUCUAGAAGAAAGCAGCGCUGAAGUGGCAGAGGCCGAAGACGAGGUAUUUGGUGCCUUCUGCCAGCGGCUGGGCUAUGCGAACAUUCGCGAGUACGAGAAGCAGCAAGGCGCCCUUCAAGACGAAGCGCUGCUGAAACAGUCAGAGUUCAAGAAGCAACUCUCGCGACUUGAGAACCAGCUUGCCUUUGACCGGCAGCGAUUGCAGAGCGUAGAAACCCGACUGCGGGACACAGAAUCGAAGAGCAAGCGGGACGAAGACGCCAUCAAGACACUACAAGCACAGAAGAACGCCAUUGCUGGCGAGCUUGAGUCGCUCAAUGAGGAACUGGAGGCUUUGCAGACAUUAUUGGCCGAUUACCAGAAAGAGAAUGAUGAGCGCGCAGAAAAGGUGCAGGAGGCUCGUCGAGAAUUGCAAAAGCGAAGCAAAGGCCUUGAGGCGACCGAGAAGGAGAUUUCAAACUUGCAAGUCGAGAUUCAAAAAGCUUCCGCCGAGCGUUACGGUGUGCUGAGGAAGUGCAAAGUGGAAAACCUUUCACUACCUCUAGAACAGGGCAGUCGCAAACUUGAAUCUCUCCCGCAAGAGGAUGAGAUCUUGCAAGAGGAGGAAGAUGCCAUGGACAUUGACGAAGACAGUGCUGCUCCUGUCAAAGUCAAUGACUACGGCAUCCACGUCAGCUUCGAAAAGCUCGACGAGGACCUUAAGGAGGACCCCAGCGAAGAAUGCGAAGCCGGACUGUGCGAGAAGAUCAACGAGCUACAAUCGCAACUCGACAAAAUGGCACCCAACAUGCGCUCAGCAGAACGUCUGGAAGCGACGGAAGCUCGCAUGGCCGCUACCGACAAGGAAUUCAAAGACGCAAAAGAUCUUCGAACAAAAGCCGAGAAAGCUUUCGCGAAUGUCAAGGAACAGCGCUCUUCGCUCUUCAAAGCAGCAUAUCGCCACAUCUCCGAACAAAUCGGACCUGUCUACCGCGAACUCACCAAAACCCAAUCUUUCCCUCUCGGAGGCUCCGCUUCGCUCGAUGUCGAAGAUGAAGAAGAACCAUAUCUUUCCGGGGUCAAGUACCACGCCAUGCCACCUCUCAAGCGGUUCAGAGACAUGGAACACUUAUCAGGAGGAGAGAAGACGAUGGCCGCAUUGGCUCUGCUCUUCGCCGUACAUACGUUUGCGCCUUCUCCAUUCUUUGUGUUGGAUGAAGUUGAUGCUGCGCUGGACCAUGCGAAUACGACACAGUUGGCGCAGUAUGUGCGAGAACAUGCUGGACCGGGUAUGCAGUUUGUGGUGAUUUCGCUCAAACCGGGACUUUUCGAGAAUAGUGAGACUUUGGUGGGGAUUAUGAGGGAUCAGGCUGUGAAUAGCUCGAGACCUUUGACGCUUGAUUUACGCAAGUACCAGCACGCCUAGUAGAUCGAGGUUCUUGAAAAGCUUCCUUCUAUAUUCGAAGAACAGCGAAGGCGUUACUGGGUAAUGAUGGAAGUAUUCUUUUCUUCGAGUCGAUGGAUCUAUUACUGGAGCCGAUGAAGAGGAUCUAUCACGGAUCACAAGAAAGUCCGUUGAAGUCCAUAUGGUUUGUGAAAAGGCGAAGAAGCAUAGCUAGUAGCUUCAAAUGUCAACGGUUCCAAGGUCAACUGUUAGCUCUGCCG